GGCUCGGAGUGGGGGUGGGCCAGCCGGCGGACAGGAGGGCGCUAAAGGCACAGGCAGGGUCCGCCGAGAGCCAGCAGUGAGUGGUGACUUUCGGUUCCAGGGCGCCCCCUGGAGCUCGGGCUUCUGCGCUGCGGGCAGAUGCGCGGAGACUGGGCGCUGUUGCGAGCCUGAGCCGGAGGGCGGUCUGGGCGAGGGGGCGGCGCUCCGGCCUGGGGCUGCAGGAUCGGCGGGCGGGCGGCGCGGCAUUUAAACCCCGCUGACAGCCGGCCUGGGGCUCGCCGGCCCUCCGUCCCCCGUCCUCCUGGGCACCGCCUGCAAGAUGCGGUCCUCCCUGGCUCCCGGCGUCUGUUUCCUGCGCGCCUUCUCCAGGGACAGCUGGUACCGAGGUUUCAUCCUGCUCAUCACCUUCUUCAUCUACACCUGCUAUCACAUGUCCCGCAAGCCCAUCAGCAUUGUUAAGAGCCGCCUGCACCAGAACUGCUCAGAGCUGAUCCGCCCCAUCAACGACACCCAUGACCUCAAUGACACCACGUGGUGUAGCUGGGCUCCAUUUGACAAGAGCAACUACAAGGAGCUGUUGGGGGGCGUGGACAAUGCCUUCCUCGUGGCCUAUGCUGUGGGCAUGUUCAUCAGUGGGAUUUUUGGGGAGCGGCUGCCUCUGAGGUACUACCUGUCGGCUGGCAUGCUGCUUAGUGGCCUCUUCACCUCGCUCCUGGGCAUGGCAUACUUCUGGGACAUCCACUUCCUCUGGUACUUUGUGGUCAUCCAGAUCUGCAACGGCCUGGUCCAGACCACAGGCUGGCCCUCUGUGGUGACCUGCGUGGGCAACUGGUUCGGGAAGGGGAAGCGGGGGCUCAUCAUGGGCAUCUGGAACUCACACACCUCGGUGGGCAACAUCCUGGGCUCCUUGCUGGCCGGCAUCUGGGUGAGCGGGCCCUGGGGCCUGUCCUUCGUGGUGCCCGGUGUCAUCACGGCAGCCAUGGGGCUGCUCACCUUCCUCUUCCUCAUCGAGUACCCAGAAGAUGUGGACUGUGCCCCCCCUCAGCACCAUGGAGUGUCAGAGGAGAGCCCCGACAGCUCCGAGGAGGCCGGGAAUGGGCCCUACAGGGAUAGCAGUGUGGACUUGGCAGCCAGGGCCUCCAAGGCGCCCAACCCUGAGCCCAUGGCCAUCAGCUUUUUUGGGGCACUCAGGAUUCCGGGCGUGAUCGAGUUCUCUCUGUGCCUGCUGUUUGCCAAGCUGGUCAGCUACACCUUCCUUUACUGGCUGCCCCUCUAUAUCUUCAAUGUGGCUCACUUUGGAGCUAAGGAGGCUGGAGACCUGUCCACACUCUUCGAUGUUGGGGGCAUCAUAGGUGGCAUCGUGGCCGGGCUCAUCUCCGACUCCACAGGCGGCCGGGCCACCACCUGCUGCAUCAUGCUCAUCCUGGCUGCACCCAUGAUGUACCUGUACAACUACAUUGGCCAGAGGGGGCUGGUCAGCUCCAUAGUCAUGCUGAUUGUCUGCGGGGCCUUGGUCAAUGGCCCCUACGCGCUCAUCACCACGGCCGUCUCGGCAGACCUGGGCACACACCAGAGCCUGAAGGGCAACGCAAAGGCCCUGUCCACUGUCACGGCCAUCAUCGACGGCACGGGCUCCAUAGGUGCGGCCCUGGGGCCCCUGCUGGCCGGGCUCAUUUCCCCCACGGGCUGGAACAACGUCUUCUACAUGCUCAUCUCUGCUGAUGUGCUGGCCUGCUUGCUCCUCUGCCGCCUAGUAUACAAAGAGAUCCUGGGCUGGAAGGUGUCCCUGGGCAGAGACAGAGGCUCUAGUCUGGCCCUUACCCACCCGCGGUAGUCUUUCCCUCCAGCCCCAUCACUUUUGUAUAAAGAAAUCUGAGGCCCUGUUUGGAAGGGAAGCACAGAAGAGCCCAAAGUGCCCCCCGGGACAAGACCUUGGACUUGGUCACACUGGGUGAGGCCACACCUCUUGCUUAGACACACAGCACAGCGCAGCCCUGCCGGCAGGGCUCAGGGCUGGAAGACAGUGGCGGGUGGGAGCCACCCUGAACUGGACAUGCAGGGCUCAAGCUCUGGGAGUUGUGGGCAGAGGCCUGGGCAUGGGGCCGAGCUUGCUACGACUGGGACACAGGCAGAGGUUCAAUAAGGCCCAGGCCUGGAAAAAGAGUGAGUCCUCUCUGUGGAAUUCAGCCUCUGUAACCUGCUGGUGCCUAUAGAUGGGUGUCUGAUCCUGUUUCCAA
This is a messenger RNA of Erinaceus europaeus (western European hedgehog), 2237 nucleotides long. It is a transcript of the gene SLC37A2, whose product is annotated as solute carrier family 37 member 2. The transcript has 19 exons. Gene Ontology annotation, biological process: phosphate ion transmembrane transport; glucose-6-phosphate transport. Bases 320 to 1834 code for a protein of 504 amino acids. NCBI's taxonomy places the organism in Eukaryota, Metazoa, Chordata, Mammalia, Eulipotyphla, Erinaceidae. Gene Ontology annotation, cellular component: endoplasmic reticulum membrane. Gene Ontology annotation, molecular function: glucose 6-phosphate:phosphate antiporter activity. The record is from RefSeq and is a predicted model, not a curated record.